This is a messenger RNA of Protopterus annectens (West African lungfish), 727 nucleotides long. RefSeq names its product HD domain containing 2 (gene HDDC2). Gene Ontology annotation, cellular component: cytoplasm. The record is from RefSeq and is a predicted model, not a curated record. The transcript is spliced from 6 exons. Gene Ontology annotation, molecular function: 5'-deoxynucleotidase activity. Lineage: Eukaryota; Metazoa; Chordata; Ceratodontiformes; Protopteridae. Bases 40 to 687 code for a protein of 215 amino acids.
ACUGCGACAUCUAUAUCUUUCCGGGUACUAACUGCUGCAAUGGCGACUUGUAGUUCCACUAAAAAUGCUAAGAAUUUGCUCCAGUUCUUAAAAUUUAUGGGUCAGCUCAAGAGGUUACCUCGUACUGGCUGGGUUUAUAGAAAAGUAGAGAAACCAGAGAGUGUGGCGGACCAUAUGUAUCGGAUGGCCAUCAUGGCCUGUCUGACAGAAGACAAGAAACUUAACAAGGACAGAUGUAUUCGACUUGCACUUGUCCAUGAUAUGGCUGAAUGCAUUGCUGGAGACAUUACACCGACAGAUAAUGUUAGUAAAGAGGAAAAACACAGAAUGGAAGAUGACGCUAUGAAGCACUUGACUAGUCUAUUAAGUGAAGACAUGAAAAAAGAAAUCUAUGAACUUUGGGAAGAAUACGAGUACCAGUCAAGUGAAGAAGCAAAAUUUGUAAAACAAUUAGAUCAGUUUGACAUGAUUCUCCAAGCAUUUGAGUAUGAAGAAUUAGAAAAAAAACCUGGAAGACUUCAAGAGUUUUUUGAUUCCACAAAAGGUGGUUUCCAUCAUCCAGAAAUGGUACAGCUUUUGUCGUGCCUCAAUACAGAUAGAAAUGCCAAGAUAGCUGCAAACAGCCCUGAAACUCAAGACUUAGAAAUUAAUGAUUUAGAAACCAGUACAACAAGCAAGUCAAGCUGAUAUUGUUAUUUAUUUAAUAAAUAUUUAAUGUUUUACAUAA